Molecule: messenger RNA, 1932 nt
Organism: Closterium sp. Naga37s-1
Lineage: Eukaryota; Viridiplantae; Streptophyta; Zygnematophyceae; Desmidiales; Closteriaceae
Source: the annotation of a GenBank genome assembly
AUGGCAGCGGGUGGUAUGGACUUAAAAUGGGUGCGGCGGCGCGUCACGGAAGCGCUUCUCGUGAGCGGCGCGAUCGUGGCGUGCCUCGUGAAUCACCAUGUCCCCCAGCCGUACAUGGACGAGAUAUUCCACGUGCCUCAGACGCAGCAGUACUGCCGAGGGGACCUGCUGACGUGGCACCCGCUCAUCACCACGCUGCCUGGCCUCUAUUACCUAGCCCUUGUAUUCGUGGGCAUGCAAUACGCUCUCCUGCAACUCCUAGGCAUCGCCAAAAUCGCUCUCCAUCUGGCGUCCACGUCAGAUGCCACGUCAGACGCCACCCUGUCAGGUGCCACGUCAGCAGCAGGCGUGUCAUUCGCGUCCCUGUGCUCCCCCGUGACGCUGCGGUCUCUCAACCUCCUCCUCCUCGUCCUCUCCUUCCCUCUCUUCUACUCCACGGCCCGUUCUGCUGCCCGUGCUUCUGCUGCUUCUGCUUCUGAUACCGCUGCUGAGAUAUCAGCUGCAGCUCGUUUAAAGAAGGUGAACAAGCCCCAGUCCCGAGCACGUGGUGUCGCUGCCUUGCUGCACAGAUACGAAACCCGACAUGACACCAGAGACGAAUCGCGGGACGACACCAGAGAUGAAACGAGAGACGAAACCGGGAACGACGUGCAAGCUGAUGCCAAAAGCCGCCCGCGCGUGCACGACGAGGUCGACGAGGACUGCACGUGGAGGGCGGCGAUGUUUGUCCUGUUCCCUCUGCACUGGUUCUUCGGAUUCCUAUACUACACGGACGUGGCGUCGUCUGUCGCAGUGCUGGCUAUGAUGCGAUGUGUGUACAAGAGGCAACACUACCGUGCUGCACUGCUAGCAGCAGGCAGCAUCAUCAUCCGCCAGACCAACGCGGUGUGGGCCGUUCUCGCCCUAUGCCUCUCCACCUCGCACUUCCUAGGCAUGCUGGUUCUCUUAACCCCCCAAGGGACUCCACCAAAGCUGACAACUGAUUAUAACAUACUCAAGGGGAGUCCUAAAGACAAGGCAGAAAAAGACGAGAACAGCAGGAGCAGAGCUGAUGACCAUGGGGGGGUCUUACGCAACGGCGUUGUCACCGAUUCAACAGAGAGAAGCUUCCGGGAUCCUUCCUGGGCGACGGAGGCGGUUGCGAGAGGGGAGGACAUCCCCAAGGCGCUGCUGCUGCUGCUGCACCGAGCGUGGGCCGUGCGGGGAAAAUUUCUCAGAAACUUCUUCCCGCUGCUGGCAGUGUUGGCGGCGUUUUUUGUCUUCGUGCGUGUCAAUGGGGGAAUCGUCGUCGGAGCACGCACAGAGCACCGCCUCUCCCCCCAUCUCAUGCAGCCACUCUACUUUGCAGCCUUCUCCGCCCUCUCCCUCUCCCCCCUCCUCCUCGCCCCUUCCUCCCUCCUCCCCCUCCUCUCAUCCUCCUCUCGCUCUCUGCGAUCGGCCCCCGGUCACUGCCUCUUCCUCUCUCUCCUCGUCUCCGCCCUCCUAUUUCUCACCAUAAAAAACUUCAGCCUCGCCCACCCCUACUUACUAGCGGACAACCGUCACUACCCCUUCUACAUCUGGCGCCGGCUCAUCAAUCCGCCCCACAGCCCAUCACAGCGCUUCCUGCUGCUGCCAGUCUACGCCCUCUCCCUGCUCGCCCUCACCCAUGCUCUACGCCGUGCCAUGACCCCUCUCGGCCUCUUCUUUUUCUCAGCCGCUACAGCAGCAGUUCUCGUCCCCUCCCCACUCCUCGAAUUCCGCUACUUCAUCCCUCCCUUCCUGCUCCUGCUGCUGCACCUCCCCCUGCCUCACAACCGCCUGGAAAAGAGGGUUGCAAGUGCUCUGGUUGUCACUGCCUUUGCUGCUGUAGAUAUUGCCACUAUGGCACUCUUUUUGUUCCGGCCGUUCAAGUGGGAGGGGCACGAGGGCUUGCAACGGUUCUUAUGGUAA